Molecule: messenger RNA, 930 nt
Organism: Canariomyces notabilis
Lineage: Eukaryota; Fungi; Ascomycota; Sordariomycetes; Sordariales; Chaetomiaceae
Exons: 1
Coding region: 1-930 (309 amino acids)
Molecular function (GO): oxidoreductase activity, acting on the CH-OH group of donors, NAD or NADP as acceptor; NADP binding
Source: RefSeq, a predicted model, not a curated record
AUGGCCAUCACCGUCACCUCCAUCGGCAUCGGCAACAUGGGCGCGGCCCUCGCCAACGCCCUGCUCAAAUCAGGCAACGUGAACCUCACAAUCUGGAACCGCACCGCGUCCCGGCCGCAGGUUCAGUCACUCAUCUCGGCAGGAGCCACCUUCGAGCCCUCACUCGCCACGGCCCUGAGUAAGAGUGAUAUCAUCCUCUUCUGCGUGCUCGACUACAGCGUCAUCUCCACCGUGCUCUCGCAGCUCGACACCAAAGACAGCAAGCCCUUCGCCGGCAAGACCAUCCUCAACCUGACCAACGGCACGCCCAAGCAGGCGCGCGAGAUGGAGGCACACUGCAAGUCCGCCCUGGGCGCGGCGGCCUACUUUGACGGCGGCGUCAUGGUCACGCCGCAGCUGGUCGGCACGCCGGCCGCGUUUGUCGUGCUCUCGGGCGAGACCGAGGAGAAGUACAAGGCCAGUCUCGAGGCGUCGGGCCUUCUGAAGCCCGUCGGCGGAGUGCUGUAUGUCGCUCAGGACCCUGGCGCGGCGAGCCAGGUCGACUGCGCGGCGCUCGCGAGCAUGUUCGGCAUGUUCAUCGGCGCGUUUACGGGGAUUGGGUUGAUCAAGAAGCUCAAGGCGGCCGAUGAGGAUGGUGCGGGUGUUGCCAAGGCUAAGCCGCUGGUUGAUAAGGUCAUGAUCCCCCUUUUGACCGCGCUGGUUCCCUACGUGGGGUUGCUGGCUGAGCAGAUCGACCAGGAGCGGUGGAUGGAUGAUCUGGGGAAUCCGCUCGCUAUGCAGGCUGAGGGGGUCAGGAACAUUUUGCAGUCGUGUGAGGAUGAGGGGGUUGAUGGGACGGGGUUGAAGUUCCUCUACCAGCUCAUGGAGCGGGCUGUGAAGGAUGGGUUUGGGCCCGGCGGCGUGGCUGCUGUGGCUAAGUAUAUCAUUUAG